CUUUCGUUGUACACAAUAAUAUUAGCGCCUCGGAGCUACCCGGCACAACGAAGCUAUACAUAUAUUAAAUAGUUUCUGAUGGAUAGGGACCGGUGCCAGCAAAACAAACUAGCGAUCGCUUCUUGUGUUCUUCGCUAAAAAUGUAUCGAUAUUUGAUGUAGGUUAGAUUGCUGAAAGUAACGACUUCGUACGUAUGUGUGGGGUGCCUGUUGACGCGUGUACUGUUCUGUACGUGUCUGUACGCGUAUUACAAGUACCGCUUUUCGUGUUUACGAGAGGAAUUGACGCAUGUUACGCUGUUGAUUUUCUGCGAACCGCGCUUGAAAAAUCGGUAGUCCAGCCACUUUCUGAGUUGUUCUCGUGUGGCUGUUGUUGAUCAUGAGUGCCUGUGAAAUAAGUAUGAACCAUCCAGUGUUUGACCGUGUACACCGCUUGGCGGUUGAGCUGCAGUCCAAUCAUAAUGAAGAAAAGUUCGAGCUUUGCGAAUCGAUAGCCGCCAUACUUAACAAUAUUUCACAAGAAGAAGAAGGCUUGCUGAGUGUUCCGGUUAGAGACGAAGAUGCCAUUUUAUUUCGGAAAACCCUGCGUGACAUAUUUCAGUCCAAGCUUUCGUGUGAGAUCCGACGAAAAGCACUCAAUCUUGCUGCGGCCCUUUUUCAGUGUUACGGCGCGUCAUGGCUGAACGACACCUCACCUGAUACCCAUAUCCUUAUCACGUUAAUGACAAAUCUGGCCGCCAUUGAGAUCCGAGUAGCGCUGGCGAAAAAGAAAAAUUUUCGAGAUGUUGAAGCUCAGGUUCCUACACCGAGUCUUUGCGCAUGGCUUAAAAUCGUCCACGGAUCGAUAAACAGAUUAGCGAAUGAUGACCCAGACACGCGCUGGGAGCCCGAAAAAAUCCUGUCACUGCAAAGGUGCUACAUGCAGACGUGUGGUGAGGUUACACACUUCGUUAACAGAGUCUUAGUGGACGAUGACAUUGAGGCGAAUACGGAUUUACGGGAAUUCGUUCACGCUGCUGUUAACACGAUCACUUGUUGGGCGCUUAACGAUUUCGAGACUUUGGAAGAUGUUGUUACGCCGUUCUUGGUAAAAGUGGCACCGAUCUGCCCUCGCCUACGGUGGGCUCAGCCUUGCCUCAAUAUUUUAGCUCGUCUUGAUCACGAAGCUACUAUUAACAGCUCCGAAGGAUCAAAACUGAUAUCACAGUUAUGGGAUGGAAAUGAAGAAUUGAUGCAAUUUUCAUUGCAAACGUUUUGUGCUGAGCUGCCAAAAAUGAAGGCUUCGCAGGACCAUCGUCUCAUCAAUACUGCGCACUUCCUUUUUUCUGAAUUCGACUCACUAAUCGUACCAAAUACAAGGAACGUUCAGGAAGCUAUUUCAAAAACGCUUGCGGAAUGGAUGAUUAAAAAAGCGCAAUUUAAGAUAUACGAUGCUCAAGCUUUAAUGCACCUUGCUUGUCUUAAUAUUAAACUCUCUCAGGUGAAUGUGGAGGAUUCUACACCAUUCCGCAUGGCGCUUGCGUGUUCGAUACAGGUACUAUGGGUGUUCUGUGGCUUCCAUAAGAACAAUAGGAGCAACAGGUUUAAGAUGCCUUCAAUCUACAAACAGCAGAGCGAUGAAGUCCAAUCCCUAUUAAUGGAAUCAUGGUGCGAAGCGACUCAAGUGCUAGCACAGAUGGUGCGCAAAAACCGGUUUAUUGCUCAAUUCCUUUACGAGCAUCGCAUAGUACACCGUGCAAUUACCGUUCCGUUGCUUGGUACGAUUGAAAUGCCUGAACCCAUGGAAUCGGUGCUGCAAGAAUUUCAUCAAGCUGUGGUGACCGCGUACCCCGAAGGAAAAGAAACCCUAGACCAAUUACAGGAGAACCUUCUAACAGGCGAAAGUUAUAAUGAAGUAUAGAGGUAAACGAAACAUAUAGCUCUUUUAAUUUGCUACUGAAGUCUGUCCCUCAACAAUAAGCAGGUAUGGCAACGCAAUUUAAGGCCAUCAUGCUUAUUAAAGCUGCGCCGACGUCUAUGCGCUGCUUCGUUCCAGAUCGUAUUUUAUAUGUAACUAAGACAAAUACAGUGAAUACAUAAGUGGCAUGUACCUAUCAAAGGCAUGUCGCUUGAUCCUCGCCGGUGUGAAUCUGCGAUUAUAUGCGAUUGUCAUGGCCCUACGUUAUCGGUGUGUGCCGUAGCGCUUUUGAGUUUAUGGGCUGAUUUUCAUAUGACGAUGAAGUAGAACAGCUAUCUAGAGAUAGCCUUAAAAAACGCAUGUAAGAUUGAAACACAUGAGUAAGGAGACUGGAAGGUGCUACAUGUUCUUUAUGAUAAAUGGAUCUGUAUGUAUGUUGUGAGAUGUAGCAGCGUCUCUGUGAAUAGAUAAUAAAUGACCAUCUUUUAAUUGGCCAUUCAGUACGCUAACGCAACUUUAAGAAUACACAAUAAGAAGUGGAAGACAAUAUACAAAUAUAAUUGAAAAUGUAUGCAUUGUUAUCAGACCUUAAUAGAGCAAGCAGGUUAAAAAUGCAAGGUGUUCAUUGAGUAUACUGAGCUUUUAAACCGUCGUUUUUCGUUAGUCUGGUUUUCCACUCGUGAAUAAAGACGACUUUCAUAUUGAGACAUUACACAAGAUUCAAGUGCAGUAUUGUCUGACAUCUUUCACUAACGUGCAAUGCAUUGCAUUGGAUUGAUAUUACUCAAUGAAUUCCUGAUGUAGGUUGUCAUGCUUUUAGCGUUGCUGAACAUUGCGUGAACGCGUUAUGUAUGUAUGUGUAUCUAUAUGCCUGUACAAUGAUGGAAGCGUCGCACAUUGUCCUUUCGAAGGCCGUCAAUGAUAUAGAUACAAUCAUUCGUUAGAAGUUAGCCAUAUAGAUCUAUAUAGACAUGAAAAGGAAUAGCUAAAGCAAAGUGCUACUAUCAAAUGCGACAGGAGGUGACGGUUUCAUCUGCAGUGGAAUCAAAUAUUAAUUAGUCGCGGUGCUUGUAGCCGUUUUGCUUAAUAAUUUCCGCCUGAAAUCUCUACAUGCUGUCGCGAUGUCAAUCUGCAGCAAUAUUGAAAGAAAAGCUUUUUUUUUCAGUUACUUAGGCAGGUUUGUCGAAUUUGCUGAACUUACCAGUACUCUAUCUCCACCAGCCGGCAUCCCCGCGUAACCAGAUGCGAUAGUAAAAUGAGAACUAAAAUACUUGUUUGGUAGCCAAUCGCAAGGAAGAGGUUAUUGGUAAAUAAACAUGUUUGGUAGUUCCGUGACCGAAAUUAUAUUGCUGUCUAUUUUAAGUUACCGCAGAAUAAGAUGGUAGUAACCGACACCACAGGAUUGUUCAUGGAAUGGCGAAUAAAGAACACACAAAUAGUUGAACAAAGACA
Varroa destructor (honeybee mite) is the source of this 3348-nucleotide messenger RNA. RefSeq names its product neurochondrin (gene Neurochondrin). Gene Ontology annotation, biological process: neuron projection development; regulation of neuronal synaptic plasticity. The record is from RefSeq and is a predicted model, not a curated record. NCBI's taxonomy places the organism in Eukaryota, Metazoa, Arthropoda, Arachnida, Mesostigmata, Varroidae. Gene Ontology annotation, cellular component: dendrite.